GCAUCGCGUGCGCGCCUGCAUUUGUCUGUCUCGUGUGUCUAGUGGUUUCGUAAUCAUAAAAAUAGAAACAAUUUACCAUUUUCAUCAUUCCAAUUUUUUUUUUGUGAACGCAUCUUUGGCACGUACUUUUCGAACGAGCGUUUUCGUUUAUUUUUAUGUUUGAUUCGAAUUUUUUUGGUUAUCUCGAUCCUUAGCGUGUUCGGUUUUGAAUUUAUCAUUUUUCGGCUAUAUUAUUCAGCGAAUCCGUUGAAUCUAUUUUUUUUCUAUCGCAAAAUUUUUUUCAUAUCGACGAAUCACGUAGAAUCUGUGCAUUUUGAAAGUGACUUCGUUUCGCUGAAAAAGAAAAAAGUGCUUGGAACGAAUUUAAGUCAAUUGCAAUCAAAUUUGAGAAUUUGUGGGAAAAAAAUUGAAAAUUUGAUUUUAUGUGUAUUAUAAAAUCCAAUCGAAAGAAAAAAAAUUAAUUGAAAUUUGUGCAGUGUGCUGAGAGAUUUUUGCCAGAUUUAUCGAUUACGAUCGGGUUGGUUUUUGUGACGGAUUUUUUGUGAAUUUCGCGACAUUCACACUAUUGUGUAAUCACUUUACUGGGCUGAGAAUUAUAUAAAAAGCACAAAAGAAAUAGUGAGGCGUGCGUUGUCAUAAAUACAUUUUAGCGGAUUUGUUGUGUGUGUGCACGUAUGUGUGUUCUAUGUUGGCAUGAAUUAAGCAGACGGAUAUACACAAAAUAAUAUAACUUGAAUGUUGACAUUGCAAAAUCAGCUUUAACUCUUGUUUUUCGCAUCGAACAUAAAAACGAAUACUGGGUGUUGUGAUUCAAGCGCUUUGGCAUGUAUUCGUAUGUGGAUUUGUGAAAUAAAUCCCUUUCAUCACAACGCAGUGCUGUUUUUCCCUCCCGACUCUAUCGUUUAUAGUGAUCAAAGUGGUUUUUUUUUAAUUGCAAAAAAGUAGAGUAGUUUCAAAAUAAUAUUACCGCUGAUAGUGUAGUUGAAGUUGGUUUGUGUUUUUGUGUACCGAAAUCUCCAAAUAAGAAGAAGAGAAUUUGAGGAAAGAAGCUUUGCGAAAAUUGAAAAAUAACCCUUCGAAUUUUCAACACGAGGCAGAGAUACAGACAUUGUAGAAAUCUAUUGUGUAUUUGCGUACGUGUUCCAUGCAAACCAGUUGCCUACAUCGUUUAAACAAAUAUUAGAUUAAAAAAAAUUAAAAAAGAAACUGAAACUGUAACGAAUUUGAUUAGACAACAAAUAAAACAUAAUCCAAGCGAAAGUAAUGAAUCGAAGAAAAAAUACGAAAUCAAUGUGGAGUAAGUUUGCCUCGCCGUCAAAUCAUUCGGCAACAACGCUUCUGAUCGAGCCAGCCAGUUCAACAACAAAACUAUUACGUGGAAAUCGAUCAAUGGGUGGCUGUGAUAAUCAUAGUUAUUACGCGGCAACAGCCGCUAUAAUCCCCGCCGCAGCACGAACGGCAUCAGCGCACGGUUCAACAUCGGCACAAACAACACAACAAAUUUACGGUGCCAGCAAUGUAGUGGCUGGCCGAUCAUCGCCCGGUGCAUUGACUGGAACAAGUGCAGCUGCCUUAUCGUUUGCAGCAAUGGAACAGAUGCAAAUACAAAAUCGAUUGUAUUCAGCAUAGCGAAUCACGAUUGAGGGCAACGAUUCACAAUGGUAUCGGGGCCCACUCAAAGCUGCCUUUCUAGGUGCAAGAGGCGUCGGAAAAACCAGCUUACUUGAGCAAUUUUUUAAGCAUAAUUUUCCAAUUCGUCACUCUGCUACCACCAAACGAAAUACUUACCGUAGUUGUUUAGUCUGUGACACGUGCAUCCGUGAGUUGAUCGUAUUGGAUGUGCCACUUCAGCGACGGUUUCCUGUAGAUAACUUAGCCGAAUGGAACGGCGGUUGGAAUGGAUUACGAACCGUUCAUGCAUAUGUGCUCGUCUUUGAUAUGGCAAAUUUGGCAACGUUUCAGUAUUGCCGUACGAUGCGAGAUCAAAUUUUGGAGAGCUUUAACCAUCGUGAUUUCAGUUUAAUGGUUGUUGGCAAUAAAUACGAUUUGGUGCCGGAUACAAGUCGACAAUCUCAGGAACUUAAAGAUAUUUCAACAUUGGUUCGAAAACACUGGCGAUGUGGAUACGUGGAAUGCUCAUCAAAAUUCAAUUACAAAGUGAAUGAAGUGUUUCGUGAGUUGAUGGGUUGUACGGGCGGUAUUGGUGGUUUUCAUUUGGCCGGCAUGAAUUUCCAAGCCCACGACAAAGACAAGUGUACGAUUCUAUAACGAUUGCUUUUUUCGAGUUUCAAUAGUAUGGUACCCACAGCAAAUUCACUGGAUAAUAAUGUCAAAUCAUCAACGGCCAAGGACUCGUCUAGCAGCGGUAAUACACCGAAUCGAAAUCGAAAAGAUCGUAGUAAAAGUCCACAGCCAAACAAAUCAGCAUCACCAAAAUCUAUCAAUAAAACAAAUAUAAUAGUCACAACGACGAACAAUAGCUCCAGUUUUAAAUGUAAUUUAAAAUGUAAAAAAUCAACGGAAGAAGAGACUUUUGUUUAAGUUUAUUUUUCAUUCCGGAUUUGUAGACGCUUUUCUUUUCCAUUGGGAUCUACUAUUUGAAACUAAAUGGCGCUUUUAGAAUCAUCAAAAUUGAUUGCCAUUUUCCGAUUAUUAAUGAAGUGAGAAAUUGAAAAAAAAACACUGUUAAAUUCCAUUUUGGAACAAAACGAUCGCCUGGCCAAUAGAUUUAGUUCGAAAUGUUAAAUCGAAUUCAAAUCAAGUUUAAAUUGUUUUGAGAAUACACAUGAUGGCGAGCUCGUUUGUGAUAAUAUCGAUAGGCUAUUUACUUAGUUGCUAAUGAAAAAAAAGCAUUCAACUUGCUAAAAACAAAUUAUAUAAACGCUUAUAAAUCUACUCAUUUAUGCACUCAUACACACACACACACACACACACACACACACACACACACACAUGACGAAACGAUUUUCAAAUUUUUAACUAUUCUUAUUAGUAUGUAUUCAAACGGCUGUUUCUAUUGAAUAAACUUUCUAUAGUAGAGCAGUUAUGACAAUAAUUCACGGUGAAUUCUACGGACAACAUAUUUUCCAUUCGAAUAUUUGCUGCGUCCUUUGUUGGCAAAUCAUUCAAUUCAUUAUUUAGUUGACUUAUUUUCACACGACAUUAUGGAGAAAACACAUGUUUUCUCUAAAUUUGUCAUAUGUUUUUUUAAAUGCCUCUCUUUCUUUGAUUAUUUACACAUGUUAUUGGCUUUUCAUUUUUUUUUCGCAAAGAUGUUUUUGUUCAUAGGGGAAAAUCAUGCUCUCAUAUAAAAUUGCUACAUUAUAUAGUGUUUACUGUACAAGCCACAAUCUGAUCGCGCACAAAAAGUUUGGUUCAACUUCAAUUAGUUCAUAGCUGAAUGAGCCGAGGAAAAAACGGCAAAAGGUAUGUGACACACGUGAAACCAACUGCUGCUAAAAUAAAACAAAAAGUAAAUAUAAUAUUGUUACUGUGAAAAAUCCAUGAGAAGUUUUUUCCCACGCACAACACGAACCGUGGAUAUUCGUGCUAAAAGUAUGCCAUUUGUUGAAAUUGGCCAGGUGGAGGCGGGUGUAUAUAUUUUUUUUCAUACUGCCAUCAAACCACGUCGGUGAAGUAAUGUGAAAAAUACUGUUGUCAUCGGAAAACCAAGCAGAGACCAUGAACAGGAUAUCCCCCGCAAAAAAAAAAAAAAAAAA
Contarinia nasturtii (swede midge) is the source of this 3719-nucleotide messenger RNA. Its product is annotated as ras-like protein family member 10B. Gene Ontology annotation, molecular function: GTP binding; GTPase activity. NCBI's taxonomy places the organism in Eukaryota, Metazoa, Arthropoda, Insecta, Diptera, Cecidomyiidae. The record is from RefSeq and is a predicted model, not a curated record. The transcript is spliced from 8 exons.